Cyclopterus lumpus (lumpfish) is the source of this 4876-nucleotide messenger RNA. It is a transcript of the gene ptch1, whose product is annotated as patched 1. The transcript has 22 exons. The coding region runs from base 131 to 4876 and encodes 1581 amino acids. Gene Ontology annotation, molecular function: smoothened binding; hedgehog receptor activity; hedgehog family protein binding. Gene Ontology annotation, biological process: smoothened signaling pathway. Gene Ontology annotation, cellular component: plasma membrane. The record is from RefSeq and is a predicted model, not a curated record. NCBI's taxonomy places the organism in Eukaryota, Metazoa, Chordata, Actinopteri, Perciformes, Cyclopteridae.
CAACAGGAGUAUGAAGCCCUACUUCACGGGUGUGAGAUCUCCGAGAGUGAAACUCUGUUGCCUUGGGAUAUCGCUGCACGCUUUCGGGGAGAUACUAUAAAGUGGGAAACGGUCUCGCAGUCCCCGCAACAUGGCCUCGGCUGCUAAUGCGCCCUCCGAGCAGGAAAACCGAGACCCCGAUCGGCCGAGGAUAACGCGGAGGAACAGGGGGAACUAUACCCGCAACGCACCGCUGGAUUUGGAGUAUUUGCAGCGGCCGAGUUACUGCGACGCGGGCUUUGCUUUGGAGCAAAUAACCCAGGGGAAGGCAACUGGGAGGAAAGCACCUCUAUGGCUGAGAGCGAAGUUCCAGAGACUGUUAUUCAGGCUGGGCUGUUACAUACAAAAGAACUGCGGAAAGUUUUUGGUCGUGGGCCUCAUGAUUUUCGGAGCGUUCGCCGUGGGCUUAAGGGCAGCUAAUCUGGAGACGGACGUGGAGAAACUCUGGGUGGAAGUUGGCGGGCGCGUGAACCAGGAACUGACGUACACGCGGCAGAAUAUAGGUGAGGAGGCCAUGUUUAACCCUCAGCUGAUGAUCCAGACGCCGCGGGAGGACGGAGCCAAUGUUUUAACGGUAGAUGCGCUCCUGCAGCACCUGGAGUCAGCUAUCCGAGCCAGCAGAGUUCAUGUUUACCUUUACAACAGACAAUGGAAAUUAGAAAACCUAUGCUACAAAUCAGGAGAACUAGUCACAGAAACUCACUACAUGGAUCAGAUCAUAGAAAAGCUUCAUCCCUGCCUCAUCAUCACCCCCUUGGACUGUUUCUGGGAGGGAGCCAAGCUCCAGUCUGGAAUGGUCUAUCUCCCAGGUAAAGACCCUUUGCAAUGGACCAACUUUGACCCAAAGGAGUUCCUCGAGGAUUUGCGAAGGGCAAAUUUUCCCGUGGAAAGCUUUGAGGACAUGUUGGAAAAGGCAGGUGUUGGACACGGCUACAUGGAUAGACCCUGUCUGAACCCUGCUGACCCCGACUGCCCCCUCACUGCGCCCAAUAAGAACUCAACAAAGCCAUUCGACGUGGCGCGGGCCCUGAGCGGCGGCUGCCAUGGUCUGUCCAGGAAGUAUAUGCACUGGCAGGAGGAACUGAUCGUGGGAGGGACCACCAAGAACGGCAGCGGUCCCCUGCUCAGUGCCCAGGCCUUACAGACCAUGUUCCAGCUGAUGACUCCCAAGCAGAUGUUUGAGCACUUUCGGGGCUACGAGGAGGUUUCCCACAUCAACUGGAAUGAAGAAAAGGCUGCAGCUAUACUAGAAGCCUGGCAGAGGAGAUACUCUGAGGCGGUGCUGCAGAGUGUGGCAGCAAACUCGUCUCAGAAGGUCUUGUCUUUCACCAGCACCACUCUGGAAGAUAUUCUCAAGUCCUUCUCCGACGUCAGUGUCAUCCGUGUGGCCAGUGGGUACCUGCUGAUGCUGGCCUAUGCGUGUCUGACCAUGCUACGGUGGGACUGUGCCAAGUCUCAGGGGGCUGUAGGGCUGGCGGGUGUCCUGCUGGUGACACUGUCUGUGGCAGCUGGCCUGGGCCUCUGCUCUCUCCUGGGCAUCUCCUUCAAUGCUGCCACCACACAGGUGCUCCCCUUCUUGGCUCUGGGUGUUGGUGUGGAUGAUGUCUUCCUCCUCGCUCAUGCCUUCAGUGAGACUGGACAGAACAAGAGGAUCCCAUUCGAGGACCGUACGGGGGAGUGUCUGAAGCGGACCGGGGCCAGCGUGGCUCUCACCUCCAUCAGUAAUGUCACCGCGUUCUUCAUGGCAGCCCUCAUCCCCAUCCCGGCGCUCAGAGCCUUUUCUCUACAGGCUGCAGUGGUGGUGGUGUUCAACUUUGCCAUGGUGCUGCUCAUCUUCCCCGCCAUCCUCAGCAUGGACCUCUACCGACGCGAAGACAGGCGGUUCGACAUUUUCUGCUGCUUCUACAGCCCAAGUGCCAAUCGUGUGAUCCAGAUCGAGCCCCAUGCGUACCUGGAUGGGGCGGACGGGAGUCCCUACAGCCCUCCCCCCUUCUAUUGUACCCCUCCUCCCUCAUACCGCACGCCUCCCCCGAGCUACAGCAGCCCCCCUCCCUCCUACAGCAGCCAUGGCUUUGCCCAGCAGACACAAAUCACCAUGCAGUCCACGGUGCAGCUCAGGACGGAGUACGACCCCCGGACUCAGGUCUUCUACACCACGGCUGAGCCCAGAUCCCAGAUCUCUGUGCAGCCCAUGAACCCAGCUCCGACGAGGAGCAACCCCAGCAACGACUAUUACAGCGGCAACGACUAUUACAGCGGCAACGCCAGCGGCAGUGGCAGCAAUCACGGCAAUAACAACAACAACAACAACAACAACAGCGGCAGCAGUGGGAGCCGAGGUAACGGGGGAUCUCGAGGUUCUGCCACCUUUUCCCAUCAUCACCCUGCACCACCUCCUCCUCCUCCUCCGCCUCCUGCCGCUGCCCCGACUUUAAGUGCCAGCUCAGCUCCUCAGGGUGAUCCGGCCUCACCGACUGGCCAGGGCCCAGAGAACAACAGCUCCACACGGGACCUGCUGUCCCAGUACGGAGAGGGCUCGUUGGGCCUGCGCUGCCUCGAGCCUCGCUGUUCCCGCUGGACCCUGUCCUCUUUUGCGGAGAGGCACUACGCUCCGUUCCUUCUGCAGCCCACCACCAAGGUGGUGGUGAUUGUGCUGUUCCUCUGCCUGCUGGUCGUCAGUCUCUAUGGGACCACCCAGGUGAGGGAUGGCCUGGAGUUGACGGACAUCGUACCCAGAGAGACCAGCGAGUACGACUUCAUCGGUGCCCAGUUCAAGUUCUUCUCCUUCUACAACAUGUACGUGGUGACGCAGCGGGCCGAUUACGCCCAGAAACAGCCUCUGCUGCACCAGCUCCACCAGAGGUUCCACACGAUUCGCUACGUGCUGAAGGAGGACAACGGGCAGCUGCCCCGUAUGUGGCUUCACUACUUCAGGGAAUGGCUGCAAGGUCUCCAGCAGGCGUUUGACAAGGACUGGGAGGCCGGCCGCAUCUCUUACAACAGCUACAGGAAUGGCUCGGAUGACGGCGUUCUGGCAUACAAGCUGUUGGUGCAGACAGGACGCAGGGAGAAGCCCAUCAACUUCAACCUGCUGACUCGUCAGAGGCUUGUGGAUGCGGAUGGGAUCAUCAACCCUGGGGCGUUCUACAUCUACCUGACCGCCUGGGUCAGCAAUGAUCCUGUGGCGUACGCCGCCUCGCAGGCCAACAUUCGCCCACACCCUCCUGAGUGGCUCCACGACCGUACCGACUCCAUGCCCGAGACGCGCCUCAGCAUCCCGGCUGCUGAGCCCAUCGAAUACGCACAGUUCCCCUUCUACCUCAACGGGCUCCGGGAGACGCCGCAGUUUGUGGAGGCCAUCGAGAGCGUGCGGGCUAUCUGCAGCAACUACAGCCGACAAAGCCUCCCCUCCUACCCCAACGGCUACCCUUUCCUGUUCUGGGAACAGUAUGUUAGUCUGCGCCACUGGCUCCUGCUGUCCAUCAGUGUCGUGCUCGCCUGUACCUUUCUGGUCUGUGCCCUGUUCCUGCUCAACCCGUGGACCGCCGGCAUCAUAGUGUUGGUGCUUUCUCUCAUGACCGUGGAGCUGUUUGGCUUCAUGGGGCUGAUGGGAAUCAAGCUGAGUGCUGUCCCCGUGGUCAUUCUCAUCGCCUCUGUGGGCAUUGGAGUGGAGUUCACCGUCCAUGUGGCCCUGGCGUUCCUGACGGCCAUAGGGGAUCGUCACAGGCGGGCGGUGCUGGCAUUGGAGCACAUGUUCGCUCCGGUGCUCGAUGGAGCCUUCUCCACCUUACUCGGUGUCCUAAUGCUCGCUGGCUCUGAGUUUGACUUUAUUGUCAGGUAUUUCUUUGCCGUGUUGGCCAUCCUAACAGUACUUGGAGUACUGAAUGGACUGGUCCUUCUUCCAGUAUUACUGUCAUACUUUGGGCCCUAUCCAGAGGUGUCUCCAAUCGAUGGUCGUAGCCGGUUACCCACUCCGUCCCCAGAGGCCCCUCCUCACGUGGUCCACUUCUCAGUCCGUCCUCACCACACCACCGCGGCCACCACCACCUCUGGUGCAGCGUCGGACUCGUCGGACUCCGAGUACAGCUCGAACACCACAGCGUCCGGCAUCAGCCAGGAGAUGCAGAACUACAACCUGCCCUCACACAGAGGACAGACUCGAGCAGAGGAGCAGCAGUACCACCUCCAGACCAGCAGGGGCAGAGCGGCCAGGACAGAGGAGGAAAGGAGAGCAGGGUCGAGGCAUAGGCGCUCAGCCAGACAGCCUGACACUCCUACCUAUACAAUGUCUUCAUCCUCUCAGGGUUGUGAUUCCAGGUCCCAGCCCGGGACCACUCACCGUAACAGCAGCAGGGACCCCAAGAGCCAGCUGCACUGGCAGACCCCGCCACCAGCCCGCCCGCGCAUGGACGCUUUUGAAACUGCUACUGAGGCUGGGGCCCAUUAUGGCUCACACGGCCAUAGAGAACACUCAGCAGGCCACAGAGCCCGCUCUUCCUACAACCCUCAGCCUAAUCACCACCUCCCACACCACCACCCCAACCCCACCCCGUAUUGCCAACCCAUCACCACGGUAACGGCGUCGGCCUCCGUCACUGUCGCCGUCCACCCGGCCCCCUUAUCUAACCAGGGGCCCCCCGCUCCCUCUUACCCAGGAUACACUGCAACAGACAGUUACUGCCCUUCAGGGGCAGCGGGGCCGGAGCCUGCCUUCCAGGACCCACAUGUGCCCUUGGACACCCACACAGGGGCCAGAGGGGUCAACGUGGAGGCCAUGGAGCUUCAAGACUUGGAGUUUGAGGCAGCUGACAGCAACAGUUGCAGACGGGCAAGCUGA